Molecule: messenger RNA, 597 nt
Organism: Prunus armeniaca (apricot)
Lineage: Eukaryota; Viridiplantae; Streptophyta; Magnoliopsida; Rosales; Rosaceae
Source: the annotation of a GenBank genome assembly
AUGGGGGAGGCUGUCCAAGCAGCCGCAAGAAAUUGGGGAGUUAGAAUGGUUCAAUCCACUCCAUACAAUCCUCAAUCGAAUGGCCAAGCUGAGGCCAGCAAUAAAGUUAUAAAGGGAAUUUUGGGAAAAAUGAUUGAGAAUAAUCCCAAAGAAUGGCAUUCCCUCCUUUCUAAUACUCUAUGGGCAUAUAGGACCUCACGAAGGUCUGGUACCGGAAUGACACCAUUCGCACUCACAUAUGGUCAUGAUGCUGUUCUUCCCCUCGAGAUAUCCGUGAGAUCAUUGAGGGUGGCCCGUCAUGGCAAAUGGAGUAAGGAUGAGUACAACCAAGCCAUGGUGCAAGAGUUGGAUGAUCUUGACGAAGUGAGGUUGGAUGCCUUGGACAAGCUCAAGGCACAAAAGGAAACGAUGGCCCGAGCAUACGCCAAAAGAACUAAGGCCAAAAGUUUCAGAGUUGGGGAUUUGGUGUGGAAGACCAUCCUUCCGAUUGGAUCUAAGGAUCCUAAGUUUGGCAAGUGGUCUCCGACUUGGGAAGGCCCAUUCCUCAUCCACCAAAUUUUACGAAAAGGAGCCUAUAAGUUGAGUGACCGAAAGUGA